GUGGAGAGGCAUCAUGGCUACGACUACAUGCACGCGUUUCACGGAUGAAUACCAGCUGUACGAGGAGCUGGGCAAGGGAGCCUUUUCAGUGGUGCGUCGCUGUGUCAAACUCUGCACGGGCCAAGAGUACGCCGCCAAAAUCAUCAACACCAAAAAGCUCUCGGCCAGAGAUCAUCAGAAACUGGAGAGAGAAGCCAGAAUCUGCAGACUGCUGAAGCACUCCAACAUCGUUCGUCUCCAUGAUAGUAUCUCAGAGGAAGGCUUCCACUACCUCCUCUUUGACCUGGUGACAGGAGGAGAGCUGUUUGAGGACAUCGUGGCAAGAGAGUACUACAGUGAAGCAGACGCCAGUCAUUGCAUCCAGCAGAUCCUGGAGGCCGUGCUCCACUGCCAUCAGAUGGGGGUGGUACACAGAGACCUCAAGCCAGAGAACCUGCUGCUGGCCAGCAAGUGUAAGAACGCAGCGGUGAAGCUGGCCGACUUCGGUCUGGCUAUCGAGGUCCAAGGAGACCAGCAGGCUUGGUUCGGCUUUGCAGGGACUCCCGGCUAUUUGUCCCCAGAGGUUUUGAGGAAGGAGGCGUACGGUAAACCAGUCGACAUCUGGGCAUGUGGUGUGAUCCUGUACAUCCUUUUGGUUGGAUACCCUCCGUUCUGGGACGAGGACCAGCACAAACUCUACCAGCAGAUCAAAGCCGGAGCGUACGAUUUUCCCUCUCCAGAGUGGGACACGGUGACUCCGGAGGCUAAAAACCUGAUCAACCAGAUGUUGACUAUCAAUCCUGCAAAGAGAAUCACAGCCCAGGAGGCUCUGAAGCACCCAUGGGUCUGCCAACGCUCCACGGUGGCCUCCAUGAUGCACAGACAGGAGACAGUCGAGUGCCUGAAGAAGUUUAACGCCAGGAGGAAACUCAAGGGCGCCAUUUUGACCACCAUGCUCGUCUCCAGGAACUUCUCUGUCGGUCGACAGACGACAGCGCCGGCCUCCGUCAGCUCUGUGGCUGGAACCACCGCCGGCAUCGUGGAGCAAGCAGCCAAGAGUCUCCUCAACAAGAAGGCUGAUGUGAAGCCGCAGACAAACAGCACGAGAAACAGCACAGUCACCAGUCCCAAAGGCCACACCUCUGCUGCACUGGAGCCUCAGACUACUGUCAUCCAUAAUCCAAUAGAUGGGACCAAGGAAUCAUCUGACAGCAGCACCACAAUUGAGGAUGAAGAUGUGAAAGCGCGCAAACAGGAGAUCAUAAAGAUCACAGAGCAGCUCAUUGAAGCUGUCAACAAUGGAGACUUUGAGGCGUACGCGAAGAUCUGCGACCCUGGUCUGACCUCGUUUGAGCCCGAGGGGCUUGGUAAUCUGGUGGAGGGAAUGGACUUCCACAGAUUUUACUUUGACAAUCUCCUCUCCAAGAACAGCAAACCCAUCCACACCACCAUCCUCAACCCCCACGUGCACAUGAUCGGGGAUGAGGCCGCUUGCAUCGCCUACAUCCGCCUGACGCAGUUCGUGGACGGGCAGGGCCAACCCCGCUCCAGCCAAUCAGAGGAGACCCGGGUGUGGCACCGCAGGGAGAGCCGGUGGCAGAACGUCCACUUCCACUGCUCGGGAGCUCCCGCUGCCCCGCUGCAGGGAUGAGGAGACUGAUAAGGAGGCAGAGAGGAGCAGAGGAGGAGUAAGAGGAUUAUCUGAGAGGGAGGUGCAGGUGGAUGAAGAUGGAGGAUGGCUUAAAAGGAGUCUGAUAUUUUGUGAUCGUGGUCGCCGACCUCGCCCUUCUUUUCUGUCAUCACGUCAACACUACAGCAGCCAAUCAACAACAACAACAAAAAGGAAACUCUUUCGCCUGCGUCUUCGACUUCAGUUUGUGGCUGCGAGUCGUUCAACACACCUGGACAACACCUGUCCUCCUCCUCUUCUUCUUCAUUUCUGUGCUGCUGAAGAUCCACCCUUUUACUUCUCCUCACACAUAACGUUAUCGUUACUUAACUUCUCGUGUUAUUAUUAUGGCUGCAGUCUAUUGUUGUGCUCUUUCGACUGUACAGUAUAUUUAUUAGUCAUUUUAAAACCUUUCAUUCUUGUAUCUUCUGUUUUUUUUUUUUAAUGACGAGCAUGACUCCUACCUGUGUACUUAAUACCAGUGGCUGUUUUUUCUGCACGACUUUGAAGGCUGCCUGUGUGAAAACCAACAAACAGGCCCACACGUGUCUCUUUGACAGAUAAAGAGACCAGUGGGUGUGUUUAAUUAUACGAUUUGUUUUAUUUCAAUGGAGCUUUUCUUUUCUUUCUCUGGAGUGUGUAGUUGACCCCUGACCCGACGCCUCCGUGUGUUGAUCGGAUCCCCUCUGAGCCGCGGUGAAAACCAAGCAGCAUGCCAACAUAUUACCGUCGUUCUGAAUUGAGUCUCUGUGUACUGAACAUUGCAAGCUAACUACUGAAAUUAUGACAAUUUAUGAGGCUGUUUAUGUACAUUUCAUCGUGGUGACUUGACAGUUAUGCUGUAGAUGGUAUUUAAUUGCAUGAUAUUGCAAGUUAAUAACAUUGGUAA
This is a messenger RNA of Anoplopoma fimbria (sablefish), 2537 nucleotides long. It is a transcript of the gene camk2b2, whose product is annotated as calcium/calmodulin-dependent protein kinase type II subunit beta. Gene Ontology annotation, molecular function: calmodulin binding; ATP binding; calcium/calmodulin-dependent protein kinase activity. The transcript is spliced from 21 exons. Gene Ontology annotation, biological process: protein phosphorylation. Bases 14 to 1630 code for a protein of 538 amino acids. The record is from RefSeq and is a predicted model, not a curated record. NCBI's taxonomy places the organism in Eukaryota, Metazoa, Chordata, Actinopteri, Perciformes, Anoplopomatidae. Gene Ontology annotation, cellular component: cytoplasm; neuron projection.